This is a messenger RNA of Anas platyrhynchos (mallard), 4836 nucleotides long. RefSeq names its product Scm polycomb group protein like 4 (gene SCML4). Gene Ontology annotation, cellular component: nucleus. Gene Ontology annotation, molecular function: histone binding; chromatin binding. The record is from RefSeq and is a predicted model, not a curated record. Gene Ontology annotation, biological process: negative regulation of DNA-templated transcription. Lineage: Eukaryota; Metazoa; Chordata; Aves; Anseriformes; Anatidae.
GUAGCUCGGUAUCGGGCCACAUUGCUGCAGGAUCGGGACAAAGGGACGAUGAUACAGGCAGGUUUCUAUGGCAACAGAGGAGGGGUAGGUAAAAUGUAGAAAUGUUGCAAGCACCCGCUCGGCUCGGUGCACCACACCGCACGCUGCUGCGAAAGCUGCUGCUAUGUGGGGGAAUAAAAAAAAAAAAAAAGUCCGGCUGCCUUUACCUUUUGGGUCGUGGAGCUCUGAACUAGGCAGACAUGGCAAUUUUUUCUCCGUUUAGCCGGGAAGAGAAAGGAGACACGGCACACGGGCCCUCGUUUUCUGCGUGUAAAAUGUGUGUGUUCUUUAAAAGGCAGUGGUUGGCUGGUUUUCCGGACAUGAUGUGGUUGAAGCUGUCAUCGUAAUGGAAAUUCAUUGCUGUAGCUAUGGUAAAUCGAGUUUUCUGCCUGUGCUGAAUGCAUUAGUCUAAUGAGAUGUUUGCAGCUGGAGAGCUGAGCUGCUGGAGGCUUGCACCGUGCUAAGAGGCAGGGAGAAGAUGGCUUUUGCCGGGCUCUGGGUGCAUGUGCCCAAAGUCCUCUGCCCGGUGGCUCCAAAUGCCCGGGCUCCCUAAAGGCACUGCCCGGCGUUUGAGCAGAGGCAAUAGGUGCUUCCCAGGUAACUUCGAGGGAGGACCCCACGCCCGGAGGAGAUGCACGCACGUCCUGCUCACCCUGCCAGCUCCUCCCCGGCCACCGCCGCCUCCCCGGCCCCAUCCCGCAGCCAGCACCGAGCUCGCCGAGGGUGAAGGCCAGCGUGGCUCCUGGGCACAUGAGUGCCUCCCCACCACCGCCCGCCAGCCGGGACCCCGUGGCCAUGCAGUCCCCACGCAUCGCGGGGAGGAAGCGAGGGCGGCCCCCGCUCCAGCCGGCGCCCAUCAAGGUGGCUGUGCACAACCUCUUCUCCGCACCGGCCGGGGCUCUGCCGCUCGUGAAGAUCCCAAAGAAGAGAGGGAGGAAGCCCGGGCACAAGCUGAAGUCUCGUGUUCUGAUGACUCCCUUAGCAGUCUCUCCGCCGAGAAGCACGCCGGAGCCUGAUGUUAGCUCGAUCCCUCAGGACGCAGCGACCAUCCCCAACUCGGCUGCCCCACAGGCUCUCACAGUCUGCAUUUACGUCAACAAGCAAGCCAGUCUGGGGCCCUACCUCGACCGAAAAAAAGUGCAGCAACUGCCGGAGCACUUCGGGCCCGAGAGGCCUUCCACGGUCCUGCAGCAGGCUGUCCAGGCUUGUAUCGACUGCGCCCUCCAGCAGAAGGCUGUCUUCUCGCUCAUCAAGCCAGGCUAUGGAGGCGAGAUGGUGCCAGUCUCAGCUUCUUUCGAGGGGAAGCAGCAUCUCCUGAGCCUGCUGGCAGUGAACAGCAUCGGCUACGUCCUGCGCUUCCUGAAGAAGCUCUGUCGCAGCCUCCUGUGUGACAACCUCUUCAGCAACCAGCCCUUCCAGCAGUACAGCGCCGCGCCAGGAACCCCGGAGGUGUACGAGAACAGACGGAUGGAGGCAGAAACGGUCGUACCUGAGGAUUACCUGGUCGAUCCUGUGCACAUGAAGCGGUACAGCGUGGAUCCUGCCGACCCUGCCUUCAGCUGCGUGGGCUCCAUGUACGCCACGCGGCAGAGUCCUGCGGAUGGACGUGCAGCUGGAGGCUCCUCUUCCUCCUGCAGCCACCGUCCCACCCAGACGUCUUCAGGGGGUUCCUCCUCCACUGGCCUGCGGCAUCAGACCUCCAGCCCCACAAGGAACGGGACCUACCCUGAAGGAAACAGAAGUGCCUCAAGUCCUUCACCAGAACAAGACUCGGCUCGGCCAUCAAGCAAGAAUCCUUUGACCUGGACUGUGGAUGACGUGGUUUGGUUCGUGAAGGAUGCAGACCCUCACGCUUUAGGUCCCCACGUGGAGCUCUUCAGAAAACAUGAGAUUGAUGGCAAUGCUUUGUUGCUGCUGAAAAGUGACAUGAUCAUGAAGUACCUGGGGCUGAAACUGGGACCCGCGCUGAAACUGUGCUACCACAUUGAUAAGCUCAAGCAAACCAAGUUCUAACAAUUUCCUGAACAACAGCAGAACCUGACCUAAAUCUAGACAGAAAACUAAAGGUAACGUGCUGCCUUACAGAAAUGCAUUCUUUUGCAGAUUGUUUUCCCUUCUUUUUUAACAAAGACUUUGCCUUUUUUAACAUUUGCGCAUCUUCACGAUUUUUUUAAUCUGAUGGGAGCUUUCGGGCUGCUUGCGUUAAUAAUUUGCCAAAAAAUUAUAUACUUAUUUUGUACCAUUGAUAUUAUUAUGAUUAUAGUAAGUCCUAUUUUUGUAAUCAGAAGUGGGGAAUCAAAAGCAAACACAGCGAUGGUGUAUGCUGAGGACUGCUGGCAGACACACCGAGGGUCCUGCACCUGCUGCGGGGCCACCGCUGGCUGCCAGCUCCACCACCGGUGCUCAAGGCUUUGGGGAAAGGGCGGCCUUUGGUCCUCUGUCUUCUGAUGGGAACGACCCUGUGUCUUGCACUAUCAUCCGGAAAACUUGAAUUCUGCAGCUUGAAAAUGAAAAGGAAAAAAAAAUAAAGAAAAGUAGGAUUAAAAAAAAAAAAAAAAAGAAGAAGAAAAAUGAAAAAAAAAAUAAAAAGAAAAUUUUAAAAUUUAAAAAAAAAAAAAAGAAAAAAAGGAAAAAGAAAAAGAAAAAAAAGUGGGAUUGAGGGAUUUUUUUGCAGCCGAAGUACUUUUUCCCACUAGAGGGAGCAGCCCUAACAGGCUUGGGGCUGGAGCUCAGCUGACACGGUGCUUUCUGUCUGAUGAGCUUUGACCAUCACAACUCUCCCAGCCAGCACAUCUCCAAAUACUGACAAGGAAUCGCAGGCUCCCAGCAGGAUGAGCCGUCGCCGUUUACAGAUAAUUAUUUCAAGAAAAGCCCAAAUGCAGAAAGCAUUUCUGACAGGAUGUUUCCCGUUAAGCCGAAGAGGGGGUGGAUGGCUCCCAUGGUGUCUGGCGUGCUCAGCUGUCGUCUCCCUUCCUUGCUGGCUGACGUAUGGUUUUUGGCACUCUUUUAAGAAAAAGCAGAAUUUCUGUUUUUGGUCUCGUUUGUGCUUUUGCAAAGCGAGGGAGCUGGGUGGGAGCGUUCCCCACGAGGAGCUGGCAAGGCACGGCAUGGCACAUCGCUGUGCUUGUGGGCAGGUCCGGGGCAGAUGCUGUAGGGUCGGUGCCUGAUUGCAUUGCUGCAGAGGGCAAUGCACGCUUGCUUUCAGCACGUAUGCAGAUUUUCCAGGCUUUAAGUCUCAAGUGGAUUCAAAGUAAUGCCCUCCUGCCUCUUAGUGAAAUCUAAAAGGUGCUCGUUGAUAUCCUGUGCAGCCAGGCUAGGAGAAGGACAGGUCAAAGGCCAAGGAGGCAAUUUGGGGGGUGGGUAAGCCCUCAUCUUUAUCCUCCACAAGUAAAGAUUAUGAAGGGACACAUCCAUAUGGUUUAAACCCUUGGUGCGUGACAAGCAGUGGUGGCAAAUGUUUGUUGGUCAUGCAGGUUAUUUUAAAGCACACCUCAGCCGAACUGGGGAACGGAGGCCUGAUAAUAUGCAAGAUGUUAAACCAUCUGAGGCUGUUUAUGAAUAUUACCAAAAAUACUCAUGGACUACAAUUCAAUUUGAUGCAUGUUGCUAGAAUACAGCUCAUAAAAAGGUACCAGUGCAGGACCGAAUUAUGAAAAUCCUUGCAGCCUGCACGUGUUUGCAGGAUGGGAAUUGGAAAUCGGACCAGUUUUCAGCAAAUCUUGUCUCCAUGUCAAAACAACUCCCAGAUGAGCAGCUCAACAAGUGUGCUAAAUGAAAAGUCAUGUAUUACCCGGUGACGCCAUACACUGAACCCUAAACGUGCUGAUUCUUAGGACCCCCACCUGCAUCUCUUUGUGUCCAUGUGGCACGAAAUGGACAUCUGUUCAGUCAGAUAUCUGGCUGAGACAGAAGCCACUUCACAUCAACAUGAAAACCAUGCAGUUUCUUUUCCACUCUGUUAUUUACACAUUUUAUUAAUACACAUUUUAUUGUAUUUUCCUGGGGAGUCUGUAACCUCACCUUUUGUUCUGAGAGUGGAAAAAAAAAUCAGAGCUACAUAAUUUCCUGAAAAAGAGCCAUUCCCAUUCAGCUCUGUGUCUCACCUCCACCUUCCCACUGCGAGGCCCGGUAACACCUAGGCAGUAUUUCUAGAUUCCUCAGUGGCAACGAUGCUCAUACAUGUAAUGUGCUGAGGUAGUUUUCAUGUAUGUACCUAACACACACGGUCAGUGGUGCUAUCUCGUUUGAUAUGAACCUUCUCAGCAUGACAGGACUGUCCACACCAUGAUAUUUAAUGCGCUGCCUUUUACAGGGGAGGUGUUUAGGGACUUCGUUUUACACGUGAGUAAAGUUUACAAAAGAAAUCCCUCACUGUGUGUUUUUUCACCAAAAGGCAGUUAGGGGGCAAACAUUACUGCAGUAAUAUUGCUACUAAUAAUCAUUGUUUCUCUUUCGAGCCUUGCCAGGGAGGGUGGUUGAGCUGUGCAGAGUGUGUCAGGCCAUUUCCUAGGAACAAGCCCUCGAGAGUCAGAAGAGGCAUGUCACCGCCUCUCGAUUAGCUGCUAUUUUAGACAUUGCUGGUACAAAAUUGCUUUGCUUGCUUUCCUCUUCAGAGCUCUCACUUCAGCCUGCCUCCAACCAAGCUGUAUUUCUGAUCUCCUGCAAACAGGUGGGUGGAUGCACCUGCCCCCAGGUGCGCGCUGCGUGCCCCUGGUUUCUGCUUUUGGGCACUCACAGCUGGAUCAGGAGGCACUUCACUUGCUUUAAGCAAUCUCAGUACUUCGUGGGCAUCUGCUU